AUGUUGAACGCCGAUUUUUCACAUAUGAAAUGCUGCUUGCCAGGCAUAAACGAAAGGGUUUUUUUGCAUCGUAUAGUCACUGGUGAUGAAAAAUGGAUCCACUAUGAUAAACCAAAGAAGAAGAAAUCAUGGGGACCACCUGGCCAUGCUUCAGCAGCCAAGCCGAACAUUCAUGGAAAAAAGCUCAUAGGUUUUUACACAAUACUAAGAAGAAUACAACUCUACAACGCAAAAGCUAUUUUGCAGCUGGAAUUAGCUGGGGUAGCGGCUACCCACUAUGGGGCUACCCAUCCUUCAAUAUACACCCCCUUCCCUGCCAACAGCGUUUACAUACCAAAGAGUCCCCCACGGGUAGCGGCUCAGUAUCAAUGCAUCCCUCGCUCUGAUAAAGUGAACGGCAUGGUUCACGAAACGUUGGCAUUAAUAAUGAAGAAAGACACGGUGAUAACUCGCAAACCUUUUGGUAUAAUUGAAGAAAAUAUCCAUGAAAGCCUCAAAAGCAUUGACAUACCUAUUGUAGUUCAAUACCUGUUACAGUUAGGUGAAGCAGCGAUUAGCUAUGAGCUCUGUCACAGACAGAGCGCAUUGGAAAACUUUAAGAAGAUCGGCCGUGCAAAUCACACGUACGGCAUAGUUCGGAAUCGCCUUCAAACUCUCAAGGAGACUUACGCUCGAUGCGAGCUCCUGCACGCACAACUGCUCAAAGUCGCCACCAAGGAACAAAAGGAUACCGAGAAAUACUUCAAGGAGGAUGUCUACAUCGAAUUGGAGGACGCCUACCUCGCAGCAUCGGACUACAUCUCCGACGCCCUCGCCUCUCUCGAAGCAGAUCAAGCGCCAUCAAGUCCAGGGUUAUCCGUGAGUCAAUCACAGAAAUUCGAAAAAACUCUUACAUUACCGCGCAUUAAUUUGCCGAAAUUCUCCGGUGAUUUACGGGAAUGGGAAACGUUUCGCGAUCAAUUCCGCUCCAUGAUUAUCGAUCAUGCCGAGUUAUCGAAUGUUACGCGCUUGCAAUACCUUUAUUCAUGUUUAAAGGACGAAGCACGCGACGCGUUGCGUAAUCUCCCUUUGACAGAAGCUAAUUUUAAAAUCGCGUGGAAUGUACUGCUCGCGCGUUACGAUGAUAAGCGUCGAUUAGUGUUGGAACAUAUUCAUACGCUUCAUACGCUACCGGCCGUUAAUACCGAUUCCGCGCAAGAUCUUAUGUCGCUUCGAGAUAAAGCUAAUAUGUCAAUUCAAGCGUUAAAAAAUCUCGGUCGUCCAGUUGAGUGGUGGGACGAUUUGCUCGUCUAUCUAGUCGUGCAAAAAUUAAAUAAAGCCACGCGUAAAGCAUGGCAAUUACAUUUAGGCGAUAAAACGGAAUAUCCGUCGUAUACGGAUCUUUAUAACUUCCUCGCAUCGCGAAUUCGAGCGUUCGAGAAUAUUCCAACGACCAAUACGGUCAAAACAAAACCGAGCAAGUCGUCCGUGCAAAGUCACACGACGACCGCUACCGGAGCUCAUUGUCCGCUUUGUAAACAAGAUCAUCUCUUGUCAGUAUGUCCUGAUUUCAAGAAGAAACAGGUUAACGAGCGUCGCGAUCUUAUUGUCAAAUUUAAACGAUGUCUCAACUGUUUAAGCGCUCGACAUUUCGCGAACACAUGUCCGAGUAAACAUAACUGUCGUCAAUGCCAACAAAGGCAUCAUACGAUGCUUCACGAAGCGACGACAUCAAGCGCGACCGAGAAUUCCCUUGAAUCCAACGAAACGAAUACGUCAAAUGAAAACAACGUCGUUUCACAUUUAAUUACGAAAACAACAUUUGACAAAUCUCGUGUUCUAUCAGCUACCGCGCGGAUUCAGGUGUGUUUUUCGUCUGGUCGCACAGAUGUCAUACGCGCAUUGUUAGAUCAAGGAUCUGUCACUAGUUUAAUUAGUGAAAAUCUCGCUCAACGGCUACGGUUAUCGCGAACACGCGUUGCUGUCUCGGUUACCGGAAUCGGUGAAACGCAAUCCGUUGCACGACAUGCUGCUCUGAUUUCGGUAUCAUCUAAGACCGGCAAGGGUCCGUCAUACUCAACGACCGCAAUUAUUAUGCGUUCUCUGACUAAAUACACGCCGCCUAAAAUAGCAUAUCAAAUCUCUCUCGCUCAUUUAAACGGCCUGCCAUGGGCUGAUCCGCAGCCCUCAAGUGCCGAUCCAAUCGAAAUGAUCAUCGGCGCUGAUCUAUACGGUGCUGUUCUAUUACCAGGCCUGUGCUCAGGUUCCUCUAAUCAGCCAACAGCACAAAAUUCCAUUUUCGGCUGGAUCAUGUCUGGUCCGAUUUCGACGAGUUCGUCUUCAAACAUGUCUAACGUGACAGUUAAUCAUACCACGUUGCACGACAAUCUCGAUGACGAAAUUCGUCAGUUCUGGGAAGAACUUCCGCAAGUACCAUACCUCACUCCCGAGGAACAACGUUGUGAGGAACAUUUCCGAACAACUCAUUCUCGUGACUCUAAUGGAUGGUACGACGUACGGCUACCGUUCAAAGUCAAUCCUCCGAUUGCAAUCGGCGAAUCUCGUCACAUCGCCUCAUCACUUCUUUCACGGCUUGAAGGCCAUCUUCAAAAUAAAAAGGAUAUCGCAUCCGAAUAUCGAGAGUUCCUACUGGAAUACGAAAAUCUCUGUCAUAUGAAGAAAGUAGACGAACCCGUCUCUGCUUCACAAUCAGUUUACAUCCCGCAUCAUGCGGUGAUUCGCGAGCAUAGCAGCACCACGCGGUUGCGCGUCGUGUUCAAUGCAUCUCAGUCGAUAUCGAACGGCUCUUCACUUAACGAUCAUCUCAUGAUCGGUCCUAAGUUACAAACCGACCUUCGUUCGGUAAUUCUUCGAUGGCGACAACAUCGUUAUGCUUUCACUGCCGAUAUUGCAAAAAUGUAUAGGCAAAUUCAAGUCGAUCCGCGAGAUCAAGAUUAUCAGCGCAUCUUAUGGCGCUUUUCAUCAUCCGAAGCGGUGCAAGACUAUCGCUUGCUUACUGUUACUUACGGUAUGGCGUGUGCUCCAUACCUCACUCUUUGUACGAUUCAGCAAUUGACGCAAGACGAAGGCGCUCAAUUUCCUCUUGCUCAAUCAGUUUUACGCAAUCAAAUCUAUGUCGAUGAUUGCAUCUUCGGCGCGGAUGAUAAGCCGCUUGCAAGGCAAAUCUGCAAUCAAUUAAUUUCACUGUUACAAAAAGGUGGAUUCCUCCUCCGUAAGUGUGCAAGCAACUGCCCUACGUUACUCAACGACCUACCGGUCAAUGAAAAGAGUCUAAGUCAAGGUAAAAUUCUGCAAAGCGACGAAAGUUUCAAAGUCUUAGGCGUCACGUGGCUCCCUGCUACCGAUACAUUUCAAAUUUCAGUCGAAGUUACCACGUCGAUCCCAGAUUCUAAACGGGAAAUUCUGUCUACUAUAGCAAAAUUAUUUGACCCGCUCGGGUGGCUUGCUCAGGUCAUAAUUACUGACAAAACUAUCAUGUAA
This is a messenger RNA of Cyphomyrmex costatus, 3480 nucleotides long. RefSeq lists its product as uncharacterized. Gene Ontology annotation, molecular function: nucleic acid binding. The record is from RefSeq and is a predicted model, not a curated record. Bases 1 to 3480 code for a protein of 1159 amino acids. The transcript has 3 exons. Lineage: Eukaryota; Metazoa; Arthropoda; Insecta; Hymenoptera; Formicidae.